This is a messenger RNA of Vigna umbellata (rice bean), 1776 nucleotides long. RefSeq lists its product as uncharacterized. Gene Ontology annotation, molecular function: RNA-DNA hybrid ribonuclease activity; nucleic acid binding. The record is from RefSeq and is a predicted model, not a curated record. Lineage: Eukaryota; Viridiplantae; Streptophyta; Magnoliopsida; Fabales; Fabaceae.
UAGAAAUGAAAAUUUGUUGGGCUUAGUAAACCCUCUUAGAGAGCUUGAAAACAGAACCCGACCCGUUUAAUGUUGAAUAGCAAAACCCCACACACCCACACACGUUCUUUUAGCCAUUCUUCUGCAAGUUCCAAAUUCCAAUUCAUAGUUACUUUGCAAGUUACCACGCAGUUACUCUCAUUCCACCAUGCAUUUUCCUCCAAUUUCUCAGCAACCAAACACCACCUGAUUCUGUCAUGAACUGCUUCUCGCUGAUAUCAUCAUACGCCGCCGUCGUCGGAAGCGCAGCUCGAUUAAUCGCCAACCGUUCCCCUCACGGCUGCUCGUUCCCGACGUUGUUAGAAUUUCGAGGAGUUAGGUCUUUCCGUUCAGAAUUUGUGUUCACCACUCGCUGCUUUUCAACGAAAAAAGGGCGCAAAAGUGGUUCUAGUUCUUCUCGGUUGCACAAGCCCGAACCUGAAGCACCAGUCAUGGAGAAAGAGAAGGACGCUUUCUAUGUCGUUCGGAAAGGGGACGUUGUUGGAAUCUAUAGUAGUCUAGCUGAUUCUCAGGCUCAAGUUGGACCUUCUGUUUGCAAUCCUCCUGUUAGUGUGUACAAGGGAUAUUCGUUAUCAAAGGACACUGAGGAAUAUCUUGCCUCGCAUGGACUAAAGAAUGCAUUAUAUACAAUUAGAGCUGCGGAUUUGAAAGAGGAUUUGUUGGGCAUGCUUGUUCCCUGCCCAUUCCAGGAACCUCCUACCAAAGAGGGCAAAUCAAAUAUGGACGUAUCUAAAAAGAGAUCUUUGGGAGUGCAUGGACAGGAUGAGAAAGCAAUAGUUGAAGAUCCCUUGAGAAAGCAAGUCAAGUUAGAUCAUAAUGCUGUAACCGAAGCACCUUCACAAGCAACUAGGACUUGUAUUCUUGAGUUUGAUGGUGCGUCGAAAGGAAAUCCUGGAAAAUCUGGUGCUGGGGCUGUUCUGCGAGCUAUUGAUGGAAGUUUGAUUUGUAGGUUACGUGAAGGUGUGGGUGUGGCAACUAACAAUGCUGCGGAAUAUCGUGCAAUGAUAUUGGGAAUGAAAUAUGCUCUUAAGAAGGGAUUUAAUGGUAUUCGUAUCCAAGGUGAUUCCAAACUUGUUUGCAUGCAGAUUGAUGGUUCCUGGAAGGUCAAGAAUGAGAACUUGUCUAUAUUAUAUAAGGUGGCAAAAGAACUGAAGGAUAAAUUUUCUUCAUUCCAGAUCAACCAUGUUCUAAGGAACUUCAAUUCGGACGCUGACGCUCAAGCAAAUUUGGCUAUCAACCUUGCAGAUGGCCAAGUCCAGGAAGAGUGUGUAUAAUAUUGACUGAUGGCUGCUGCUGGGUGGGAUUUGUUGCUGGAACACGUCUGCAGUUUGAAGAAGUGUCUCAGCAGUUAUACAACUUAUGGGCUCAGCGUUUUGAAUUUCCAUAAGUUUUUGGCCGCAAUGGAAGAUUCCCAUUACGACUUAUAGACACUGCAAUCAUAUCAAGUUGAGUUCUUUUUUUUUUUCAUUUUUGAGCAUACGGAAGAUCAGAAUAUCUUACAGUCUAAAGAAAACACGAUUCUUGUUCAAUUACACUAAUAUUAUUACUUAGUUGAAAAUGUUGUUUCAUUAUUAAUUUGUAUCUAUUCAGGCUCGAUUUACAUGCACGGUAGUGUUUCAAUUAUGUAAGAAUAUUCUGUAAACUAAUGCUUUCAACUCCUGCUAACCAGUGAAGUUGAUAUUCGGAGUAUAUUACGGUUAUGUAUCGAUGUGGAUCAGUUUAGAUAGACACAAAGUU